Messenger RNA from Limulus polyphemus (Atlantic horseshoe crab), 1159 nucleotides. RefSeq names its product 45 kDa calcium-binding protein-like. The record is from RefSeq and is a predicted model, not a curated record. Gene Ontology annotation, cellular component: endoplasmic reticulum. Gene Ontology annotation, biological process: calcium-ion regulated exocytosis. The transcript has 2 exons. Gene Ontology annotation, molecular function: calcium ion binding. The annotation marks the transcript as partial. Lineage: Eukaryota; Metazoa; Arthropoda; Merostomata; Xiphosura; Limulidae.
UUCCUUUUAGAUACAGAUGGUGAUGAACAUUUGUCAGAAACUGAGUUUGCAGAGAUGCCUCAAGAUGAUGACAGUAAAUUGAGUGAAGAAAACUGGAAGAAGGAGAGAAUAAGAGAGUUUAAGGAGUUCAUUGACACCAAUCAUGAUGGAAAAGUAAACAGACAAGAACUGCUGUUGUACAAUGAUCCAGAAAAUCCUGUUCAUUCCAAACGAGAAGCGGAAGAUCUCAUUUCUAAGGCUGACACCAACAAAGAUAACUCUCUGUCUCUUCAGGAAGUUUUAGCUCAGAAAAAUAUUUUCCUUGGCAGCAAAAUGGUAGACACUGCUCGCAGUUUCCAUGAUGAAUUCUAAAUAGCUGUGAUAAUUUGUAAUAAGGUUUUUUUUUGGGUUUGUUAAUGCAAUAAUAUAGUAUAAUAUUUACAUUAACUGUUGCAGUAUUAAAAGAGCAACUCAAACUAUUUGUAGUUCUGAAAAAAUGGUAAGAGAUCGAACGACCUGUGAUAAUUUAUAAUAACUUAACCCUUAAAUCACGAGAUGAUAGUACAGAAAUUGCUAUCUUAUUGUGGCAACUUCGAACAAGAGAAAAUCUGCUAGACCAAUUUCUUGUAUAAAACUGUACAUUAGUUUAAGUUUUGAUUUCUUUCUUUGAAAACCACAAUAAAAAGUCUUCUCAGCACAAGGCUACUUUUGCUCAAGGUCAUUUCAUUUAGACUUGCACUGUAAGAAUGGUGUUCAACAUGUUCAUGACAUAUAGGACUCUCUAUAACUCUUUCUUAUGAUUUUCAUCAUUACAGGUCUGAUGAGUCAUAUCUUAGUCUGUCAAUAAAACUGGUUACAAUGAGAAGAACAAAAUAUCUUAUUGUUCAAUCUUCUUUCGUUGGAUAUUAACAUUGUUGAAUGGCCUCUCUUUCUGAUCACUUUAACUUUAGAAUGAACUCCAUCAUGACUGCGUCUGAAACAUUUGUAUUUCAUGCAAACAUCAUACCUGGCAACAUUACUCAUGUAACUAAAGUAAACAUAACUUUCUGAUAGUCACACUGACAACAGGACUAUUAUAGGUGGCCUGGUGGUUAGGGUACUUGACUUGCAAUCUGCGGGUCGUAGGUUUGAAUCCCCAUCCCAACCAAUAUGCUCGCCCUUUGAGCCGUGGGGACGUUAU